Messenger RNA from Magnolia sinica, 849 nucleotides. RefSeq names its product L10-interacting MYB domain-containing protein-like. The record is from RefSeq and is a predicted model, not a curated record. Bases 28 to 783 code for a protein of 251 amino acids. The transcript is spliced from 2 exons. NCBI's taxonomy places the organism in Eukaryota, Viridiplantae, Streptophyta, Magnoliopsida, Magnoliales, Magnoliaceae.
AUCAUACAUACUUCAUAUUCAGGUGAAAUGACAGACUCCUUUAAGGAAACAUCCACACCGACCCAGUCAACAGCAAAAACACCGCCGGUAGCCACCCGAUGUUCACCACGUGCUAAAACCAUGAAAUCUCUCGUUGAGCCUUCAUCUAGAGCGUCGAAGAUCAAAUGGACAAGUGCUAUGGACCAGAUACUGUUCGACACAUUCCUCGAACAAGUCGCACUGGGCCGUAAGGCUGAUAACGGCUUCAAGCGGGAGGGGUACCAGAUUGCGGCCGACAAAGUUAUAAAGCACACUGAGGUAAUUGUCACAUGGCAAAACGUGUCCAAUCGAUUGAGAUAUUACAAGCAAGAGUAUAUUGUGGUAAAGGACAUGCUGGCAGCGAGUGGCUUCGGUUGGGAAUCUGAGAGGAUAGUUGUGACAGCCCCUGAUGAAGUCUGGGAGCAAUAUCUUAGGUCUCACCCAAAUGCUGUAAGACUCCGCGGUAAACGAAUUAACAGGAUGGAUGACCUCGCAGUGAUAUGCGGAUCCGACCAGGCCACGGGCCAUUACAUACAAGGCAGCAAGAGUAUGGCUACAUCGACAUCUUCUUCUUGUCUGCAGCGAGACCUCAAUGAAGCAUGGAAUUCUGUUGAUGACGAUAUGGAUGAUACGAUAGAUCUAUCAGAGGAUUAUGUAACAGACUCCAUAGGGACCAUUCCAUUACCAUCGGACAGUCCUGCGAUGGGACAUCACGGGUCCCGUGGCACUCCCACUCGUACUCCUGAUUCCAAUGGUACUCGUUGAGGGAUAGUAACAAGGAAACAAUCGUGCCCGGCUCGUCCAUGUGAUGUACUUGAGGCCUCAUUAAAU